AUGGCCGAAGAUGACAGCCAGCAGCCCGUUGCCAUCGCAGCUCUUGUGAUUGCAAUUGCAGCACUCUUCGCAGCCGAACUGCAAAUCUUGCAGGCAAUUUUCGCAUCAGCUCGAGGACUUCCGAACUGCAACGAAGUUGUGAUGGGAAAAUGGUCCAGAGGUACAAAAAUCAGGCCCAAAUUCAAGCAUCUGCGUCUGGAGGUCAGGUUUGAAGCGCCUGUCAUUUUUCUUGCUCCUCCGAAAAACACGAAAAAGCCGGAAGAUAGUGAGAUGUGGUCCGCCGAAGGCACCAUGGAGAGUUGUAAGAAGAACCGCCUGGAUUACGCCGACCUGUCCAAAAGCUCAGGUUCCGAAGGUAUGGACUCCUCCGUGCACACAGUUGAUAUGGAGCUUGCGACGUGGGUCUAUCUAUUGAUCGCCAUUGAGACGAUGGAAAAAGUUUCGAAGGAUUGGGAAAGUCUGAAGAUUAAGGAUGAGAGUCGUCAAAAGACCGUCAAGACUUAUCUACCGGAACCAACCUUUGCGGCAAUGAUCCGAGGCAAAGAGCAAAGUUCCCCGCAAGAACCAACCUUGGCAGUCAUGAUCCAAGCGAAAGAGCGAAGUUUCGACACAGUUCCGGCGAUGAAGAAGCCGUUCGCCACAACAACAAUAUCUCACAUGGUUGAACUCGCGGCCAUACUGGGGGUCUACUGGAAAGUGUUUGACCGAGACAACAAUCAAUACCGCGCAGAAGGAAACGGAUACAGCCUCACAGGCUCUCGCAUACCCGAUCUCGGCAUCCAAUUUGUCUUCGAAAAGACUGGUCACACGGCAUUCGAGGCGAGACGAGUCAUACCCACGUCAGAGGUAAAGGAACUUUGUUUUGGUAGAGUUCCUACACUGUUCCGAAAGAAGAUCAAUAAAGAUGAGGACGUUGAGUGGCAGAGACCUCUCAUGACCUCUUCUGGGACAGGGAUCAAACUUGAGAUCCUGCAAAUGGGCAGCACCAAAGAGAUUGCAGAGACACUCACACAGAUUGGAUGCAACGGCAGCACUACGCUGUACUACACGGAGGGGAAGAAGCACCGUCAUCUUUUCCCAGUCACCUUUGAAGUCCUCGGAAUGCUCGCGAGAGUUCUGCAUAUUGACAAGCGGUGUUUCCGCUUUUUGCCCAAUCCGACCAUCUUCCCUUGGGACAGGGAAUCGUUUUCGCUUCCACGGCUACUUGCCGCAUUUAGCAGUUUCAUCAUCGACGAUCUCAAAGCAAUCAAAGAGAUGAAGAUUCUUCCGGACGAUUCCAUGGAAAGCGGGAUUUUGACUGCAAUCACAAAUAUUCAGGUCCUUUCAGACUCGGCCGAAGCUUUGCACAAUGCCGUUAAGAACGAUCCGAGACUAAGUUGCGACCGAAUGACUGCUCUCCACCAAGCCAUAGUGAUGGCAGACGGCAUGCUCGUAGAAGAGGAUAUUGUCUUGGACGUCAUGCGCCGUCACCUCCAAGAAGUGUUGGCGGCCAUCAACAACCCAGUCUCUGGAGAUGAGGUUCGGGUGUCUUUCGACCAUCUACUCGACAUACCGCUGGAGAUGAGGGAGUGGAGGUUCAUGGAAACGUACUUCAAUAGUAUCCUCUGGCGAGCUACAAGUUCUGCCAAGAAUAGCAAGAGGGACGAUGAAGUCGUUUCACAGGCCAUACACGAAGACACCGAAAUACGUCAGCUUCACAAUGAAAAUGAUCAACCACUUUCCGCUAACGCUGCUUUUGCACCAAUGUUAGGAACGAGCCCUAUUAUCGGUGGAUCCCAGACCGAACCAAUGCCGCCUACGCCCGGCAUAAGCAAAAGAGAAUCAUGGCCUCACCGAGCUGAGACCGAAGAGCACGAAAGAUCAGGGACCUCCAAGGUGAAACACAUUUCCAAACAACGCGGCUGGACAACGAUUGCGUCCAAACAUGUUGAAAUGCAACGCGUAGCUGUGUGGUAUACACUGGUUUUUCGGAUGAUUUGCUGGUUGAUGUUGCACGACUUUGACAAGAAAGACGUGCAGUUGCCGAAGAGCGAGUUGAUUGGGAACAGACAAACAGUCUUCAUUGUGUGA
Molecule: messenger RNA, 2070 nt
Organism: Colletotrichum navitas
Lineage: Eukaryota; Fungi; Ascomycota; Sordariomycetes; Glomerellales; Glomerellaceae
Exons: 2
Coding region: 1-2070 (689 amino acids)
Source: RefSeq, a predicted model, not a curated record